This is a messenger RNA of Chlamydomonas reinhardtii, 1462 nucleotides long. RefSeq lists its product as uncharacterized. The transcript is spliced from 4 exons. The record is from RefSeq and is a predicted model, not a curated record. The coding region runs from base 466 to 912 and encodes 148 amino acids. NCBI's taxonomy places the organism in Eukaryota, Viridiplantae, Chlorophyta, Chlorophyceae, Chlamydomonadales, Chlamydomonadaceae.
GGCGUCCAUACCCUUCCGCCUUCGUAGACGCUCGCGUCCACACCAGGCGUGGACGCUAUACAUUAUGCUUGCGUAGUAUGCUGGCGUAUGCUCGCGUCCACACCAGGCGUGAAUGCUACACGCUCGACUAUGCUCGCAUAUUCUAGCCUUUGACACUCUGCUCUAUAUCUAGGGCGUAUAAGUACAAGUCAAGAUGCCUGCCCCACGAAGGGGCCCGCGAAAUUCCGAGCAUGUUGAACGAGAAAGAUAAGUUGGCCCGCGACCGCACGGCAUCGAUGAGCUUUGUCACAUUUAUCCAUUUGGCAUCCUGUCUUCGGUUUGCUUUGCUGUGGUAUAUGCUGCUCAUGGCGGAGUUGGCCAGUCUGUGCUGCCUCAGCACGGCCGCGACCGACCACGCUUGGCCAUCGGCCCCGCUGCAGCACCAGGCGCUCCCUGUGGCGCCUGGUGCGCGGUUGCACGCUGCGCAUGACCGAUUACGUCAGGAAGUCCGCUGUUGGCGGCGGGCGGGACCGGCGGGGCAUGGAAGGGGCUGGAAGGAGGCGGGUUGUCAAGCAGUGGGCCCGGCAACAUGGCCUGGGUCUGGGGCAUGGCGGCCUUCCAGCAGCCACCGUCCGGGUUGCCCAAGAGCCGCGAGGACGCACCGUUGCGAUCCUGGUCGCCUUCGGCCGCGUCCGGGCCGCUGUGCCCAUGUCCGUCCGCGACACGCUGCUGGACCGCCUAGGUGACCCGUAUGAGGUGGCGGCUGCGGUGCAGGCGGCGGUGCAGGACAUUUCGGCAGCUGCCCCUCGGCUGCUGGCGGAGCACCCGCACCUGGCGGCCCGGCGGCUAUGGUGCGCCGAGCGGCAGCAGCGGCUGCGAGAGGCGCUGGAGGCACUGCACAGCCCCGCGGCGGGGGUGCCCCUGCACCCGUAAUAGGCGGGCUCCGGUCGGCCCUGGCAUAUGCAGGAAGCGGCAUGCGCUGCGGUGGCUCCACAGCUUUUUGAGCCCGCUUCGGAACGUAAUGGCACCGGCAGCCCACGGCGGGGCCGCCGUGAUGGCUGGGGGAGCGGGUGGGGCUCAACCUGGGGGAUAGCCCUACCGUACUGUACCGUACGGCAGAAUAUGCUAGUGGUUUGUGGCGCCCGCAGAUGAGGCAGGCGACGUGCAACAGUUCCUUCUCCUUGGGCCGGGAAACGCUUGAAGCUGGUGUUGAUUGUUGCUGCUGGUGUGGCCCCAACUGCGUCUGGAGUUGCUUGCUUAGUGCGAGAGCAGGCCUGGCGAUGCUAUGAUCUCGGUCGGGACUUACCAACGGAGAUGAACUACUGUAGUUGGUAGACGUAGUAGAUUUGCAUUGCGUGCUCUUUGGCGGAUUGGCGACACGCGGAAGAAAGGGGCCGCCCGUUAUCAAGGCAGAAGGUGCAAGCAAGACCCAGCACCCGGGUGUGCAGGAAGUGUGGAAUGGUUUAACAGCCACAAUGCAGGA